Messenger RNA from Saprolegnia diclina VS20, 2102 nucleotides. RefSeq lists its product as hypothetical. Gene Ontology annotation, molecular function: metal ion binding; mRNA binding. Bases 162 to 2015 code for a protein of 617 amino acids. Gene Ontology annotation, biological process: post-transcriptional regulation of gene expression. Gene Ontology annotation, cellular component: cytoplasm. Lineage: Eukaryota; Oomycota; Saprolegniomycetes; Saprolegniales; Saprolegniaceae. The record is from RefSeq and is a predicted model, not a curated record. The transcript is spliced from 4 exons.
GGCGGCGAUUUGAUUGAUGGAAGCGAGGGUUACAUAUCCAAAGUCAAUUGGCCCGAGCGACUCCCACUGCUCGCUGCGUCAGGGACGGCGCCACCUACUUCCUGUACCAUAGCCCGCUAGCACACUAUAUAUAAGCCGCGCCGUGGCCACGUUAGCUUGAGAUGCACACCACCCACCCCCGCUCGUCGUCCCGCCCGCCGUCGCCGCCCGCGAUGGCCUCGCUCUUCUACAACGAACUCGACUUCCUCGGCCGGAGCUACGACGGUGCCAUGCCCCGUUUGCACGAGCCGGAGCCGACGCCGCCGCCGCCGCGACGCGCCUACUAUGAAGAGCCGCCGCGAAGUCUGCCCAAGCCACGCAAGAGCAGCAUCGAGAUGUUUCUCUCGCAGAGUCCGUCGCAGCACCUUGGCAACGAUUUCCUGCGCCUUGGCCUUGACGAACCGCCGCAGUUUUACCUCAACCCCGAGCUCGCAACGUUUGGCCCGCCGACGAGCGCCGAGACGACGACGACGACGGAUCCGUGGUACCACGAGCGAUCGUCGUAUGCGCCCGAGCCGGCGCCCAUGUACACGGCGUCGUACGCGCCGACGUCGGCGCCGUCAAUGCGAUCGCAGCAGUGGUCGCGACCGUCGCCGCCGCUCCCAACCUACCCAUCGUCGUCGUCGUCCUUUCGGCAAAGCGCGCCCCGGUCCGCGCCGCGCUCGUUCCCGCUCGGGAACCGGACCGCGGGGCUCUUUGACUCGCUCAAGUCGCCGCUCAAGCCGUGCAAGUUUUAUGCCCAAGGCCACUGCCGCAUGGGCACCAAAUGCAAAUUUGCGCACCAGCUGCCGACCGCGCCGUCGUCCACCGCGUCGUCGGCCGCGUCGUUUGAGGACGAGUACGCGUCCUACCCGAGCUUUCGGCCGACGCACCACGCGUCGACGAGCAGCCUGGACGCGGCGUCGCUGCCCGAGCUCUCGCCGAACGUGGCGCUCACGGUCGACGACCUUGCAGGCCGCGUGUACGCCAUGUCGAAGGACCAGAAUGGCUGUCGGCUUCUCCAAGAGCAGCUCGACGGCCGGUCGGACCUCUGCGAUGUGAUUUACGCCGAGGCCGUGCCGCACCUCGUCGAUAUGAUGGUCGAUCCGUUUGGCAACUACCUCUUCCAGAAGCUGCUCGAGCGCGUGAGCGAUGGCCAGCGGCUCGUGAUUGUGCAGCACGUGGCGUCGCACCUCGUGGCCGCGGCGCUCAACUUGCACGGAACGCGGUCGGUGCAAAAGGUGGUCGAAGUCUGUGCGACCGACCGCGCGCUCGCGUCGCUCAUCGUGUCGGCGCUCGACGACGACGCGGUGCGUCUCUGCAUCGACUCGAACGGCAACCACGUGAUCCAGCGCGCGCUGCAGUUUUUACCGGCCGAGUUUAACCAGUUUGUAUUUGACGCGGUCGCGGCCGACUGCACGGUCGUUGGGACGCACCGCCACGGCUGCUGCGUGCUCCAGCGCUGCGUCGACGCGGCCAACGAGAGCCAGAAGCGCGCAGUGAUUGCCCAAGUCGAGCGCCACGCGAUGAAGCUCAUGCAAGACCCGUAUGGCAACUACGUGGUCCAGUACGUCCUCGACGCGUGCCCGAGCGACGAGACGGUCGGCGUCAUGGCCAAAUGCGUCGGCCACCUCUUUGAGCUCUCGGUCCAGAAAUUUUCGUCCAACGUCGUGGAGAAGUGCCUCGAGUUGGCGCCGUACGAGCUGCGCCAGACGUUUGUCAAGGAGCUCAUUGCGUCGCCGCGUAUGCAGCGCAUGCUCCAGGACCAGUUUGCCAACUAUGUGGUCCAGCGCGCGCUCUCGGUGGCCUCGGACGAGCACUGCCUCGCGCUCGUGCACGCGAUCGCGCCGCACUUGCCGUCGAUGAAGAACACGUCGGGCGGCCGCCGCAUCCAGGCCCGGAUCCUCAAACGCUUCCCGCACAUGGUCGAGAUGGUGAUGCUUGGCGAGACCAUGCCGCUCGAGACGCCGCCGCCGCUCUAUGGCCGCGUCGCGUAGCGUCUUUGUAUGUACUCUUAGCCGCCACACUAGUUCCAACAUCCUGUAUCAUUAAUACCCGACGUACUUCUGUGUCGUUCACGCUCG